Molecule: messenger RNA, 953 nt
Organism: Aspergillus uvarum CBS 121591
Lineage: Eukaryota; Fungi; Ascomycota; Eurotiomycetes; Eurotiales; Aspergillaceae
Exons: 1
Coding region: 172-678 (168 amino acids)
Source: RefSeq, a predicted model, not a curated record
UAGAUACUCAAAUGCCCUCAUACACAGUAUCAUACUGUCUAUCUGCGCUGUGUUUGACCAGGUGCUCCGCACCGAAUAGUCUAGUCCUUACCCUACCGAACGUGGGGCGCACAGCACAGAUUGAAGGAUUCCAGCAUUGCUUCUACGGUACGACUGUUUUGCCCCCUGCGGAUGAUGUCGAAUUACAACUUAUUCAGUACGUACUCCUUAGAACCCUCCAAGAAUGAGGUUCAGUGGCCUCUACUCCAUCUCUUUUGUGGAGCCCCUUCCCGACCAUUGGAUCCCUUCUGGGUCACGAACGAUGGGUCUGCAUCGAUUCGAAAUUCUGAUCUGGCUUCACGCAAUGGCGCGGAGAAUGGAGCUGGGAAAGCUCGGGGCAUGGAAGGCGUGGUUCAAAAGCAGCGGCUGUGGACGGACAGCAUGGUGGUCGUCUCCUGUACCCACGUUUGGGCGUCAAAGGUAUGUACUGUACGUAAAUCCGGGAUUAUCAAGCUUGUGUUUGUCACUCAGGAGAACAUCCGAGUCAACACAUGUAUCCGAUACAAAGGAGGCAAUCGAAGCCUGCAAUGCUCGACGAAGAUAGUGCAAUUCACACGCAGCCACGCUCGGCUCGGGGAACGCAUCACCGGCAGCAGAUUGUGGAUGGGUGGACCCUCACCAUCAGCUAGUGCUGAGUAGUAUGCCGAAGAACGCAUUAGUGAUAUACACGGACCAAUGCCUCGCGUGUAUCUCCACUCAUUGCUGAUCGCUCAAUCCUGCACGAGCGACCGCGCGACGUGAAGAAUCAGGGUUGGCAUAGGACAACUUGGGAUUCUGCAGGUGCACUUGAAGUCUUGGGUUUCGCACCUGGCGGGCUGCCUUGAUAGGACAUUCAGCCGAAGGAUCAGCGUAUACUUGAUUGGCAGCUGUCAGUUUGCUAUGAUCGGUCAGUGUGGAGUGCAGACAGGGCUGGU